This is a messenger RNA of Sardina pilchardus (European sardine), 2887 nucleotides long. It is a transcript of the gene pdlim2, whose product is annotated as PDZ and LIM domain 2 (mystique). Gene Ontology annotation, biological process: muscle structure development; actin cytoskeleton organization; heart development. Gene Ontology annotation, molecular function: actin binding; muscle alpha-actinin binding. Gene Ontology annotation, cellular component: stress fiber; filamentous actin; Z disc. Lineage: Eukaryota; Metazoa; Chordata; Actinopteri; Clupeiformes; Clupeidae. The transcript has 11 exons. The coding region runs from base 408 to 1568 and encodes 386 amino acids. The record is from RefSeq and is a predicted model, not a curated record.
GGAGUGUUCACAGGUGAUUUUACAUCAUAGCAUGAGCACCACUUGUUUAAGAGCAAUAUAUAGCCUAUAGUUUGGAGCGCUCUCGCUGCUUCUGUUUGGAUGGCAAGGAUCUCUUCACAUUCAUGAGUCAGUAGCAUAGACAGAAUAACUAACAUCGAUCACGGAUUUCGGGUUGACACUCUGCUGAUGACAUCUGACAUUUCUCUGCUGUAGAAAUACUUUUCUAACUCCUCUCGGCACAUUCUUUUAUUUUGGCGCUCGCGUAAUUUGACGCAAGGUGCCGUUGAACAAGCCGCAGACCACAGGUGUAAAAUUUACGAGGGGUUAAUUAGUCUGCGACGUGUGAUCAACUGCUGCUCUUACGUCGGUCUCCUGUGGGCUUUAGAGAGACGGACGCUAGUCACGUGAUGGCACUGACGGUCAACCUGCCCGGCCCGUCUCCAUGGGGCUUCAGAAUAUCGGGAGGGAGGGACUUCAAGAAGGCCAUAACCGUCUCCAAGGUGAACGGAGGGAGUAAGGCGGAGAAGGCCGCCCUGCAGCCCGGCGACAUCAUCCUGGAGAUCAACGGCGAGAACACGGGCGACAUGCUGAACGUCGAGGCCCAGAACAAGAUCAAGAACUCCCAGACCCAGCUGCAGCUGCUGGUGGAAAGGCCUGAUCCUCCCACGCCGGGACAGACCAAUGGGAUCACCACCCCGGACCAUCUGGUGGGCCGCUUCCAGGAGGCAGUCCAGGUGAGCAGGGACGAGAAUCAGAACUACAGAGAGUACACCAUCUCCAGCCCUGCGUCCGUCUCUCCUGGACCCUACUCCCCCGAGCCGCCCGCAAGCCCCGAGAGAAAGACCGAUAGAAUCACUCCCACCAACACUAAGAGCCUGCAGCAGCUGCGGUCAUGGUCCCCUGAGGAGAAAAAUCCCAACCAUCGACUCUCCAGGCCUCUCUCACAGUUGUCUUAUACAGGAUUCAGAACAGGGAAAAGAUGGCCGCCUAAGGAGUUCUCCUCUCCGGACCUGCGGUUUAACUCCAGUCGGACUCCCACCCCUCCUGGCCGCUACUCCCCCCACAGCCCAGUGGACCGCGAGAUGUCCGUAUCCCCCAGACGCAGCGCCGAUCCAGCCAUGCAGCGGUUCGACCGAGACUCGGAGGUCUACAAGAUGAUCCAGGAGAACAAGGAGUCGCGCACGGCCCCGCGGCAGUCCAACACCUUCCGCAUGCUGCAAGAAGUGCUGGAGGCAGACGAGAAAGAGGCUGCCGUCCGUUUCCCCGGGAAGCUGUCCUCUAGCCCACCCAAGCCCACCCUCGCAGCCUCCUCUUCGGUGGCCGGAGUGCAGAAGUACCACGUCUGUGAGAAGUGCGGCAACAACAUCGUCACGCAGGUGGUGCGCAUCAUGGACGACCGGUUCCGCCACCCGGAGUGCUACACCUGCACGGAGUGCGGCCUCAACCUGAAGAUGCGCGGCCACUUCUGGGUGGCCGACGAGAUGUUCUGCGAGAAGCACGCCCGCGAGCGCUACACGGGGCCCGGUAGCAACGCCCCCCGACGCCACACCAUCUCCCCCCGCCACUGAGGCCCCCCCCCCCCACCACCCCCCACACCACCAUCCACACCCCUCCGCCACCCCCCGCCACCCCAGGGCUGGUACCCCCAGCGCUACAGACUCUGAGCUAUGGACUGUGGAUCCCAUUGGAUCUGAUGGGAUCCGAUGGGAUCCGUCGGAAGAGAGACGUGGAGCGGGAGGCGGGGGCACAGAGGGGGUGGGAGCGAUGCUGUCUGACACGCCUUUGAGUUUGUAUCAUUUGCCUCUCAGCACGCAUUCAGUUUAGUCACUCAUUUACCUUUCCAGUCAUUGUAUAAAGGUUGAACUUCUUUUUUUGGCCUCUGUUUUCUGUAUUUUGCUAUGGUUAUAUUUUUUUCCUCCUCAUCUUUAAAGGCGCCAGUUGGGCUCAAAUUGAAUUGUCUAGUCACAUACUUGUGUGGCACACACUCCGACCAGCCCUAGAGGAUGAGUUGUAUUCAUAGGUGUUGUGUUUAAUGGCCCACAGGACUGGUUUCCUGUGCUAACGACUAUGACGUCUGAUGGAAUCGAUGCUUUUCAUACCUGCCUUUUUCUGCACUUGAAUGUAAAGAGCAGCACAUACCACAAGCACACAUUGAAAGCAGUGAUUUUCAAGGGUGUGAAGAGAGACUGUUGCUUUUUCGUGAAUGUGUAAUGUGUUCAGGAGUGUGUGUGUGCGUGUGUGUGUGUGUGUGAACAAGUUAUAUCUAUCAGAUCUAUAUCUGUUUUAAAAUGAGUCAGGAUUUUGGGUCAUUGCUUUGAAGGGAUGGUUAAGAUAUAUGUAGUUGCCAUUUUGCUCUUUUGCCUCUCGAAGCAGUAUCUGAACAGGUUGCUUACCCUAAACUAGCCAAGCAAAAAAACAUUUAUGAGUGGUAUUCUUUUCUUUCUCUUCACUGACAUUCAACAAGGGAAUAUAUCAGACAAAAAAAAAAAAAACAAUAAUACAGAUUAUUUCAUGUAAAUAUGUAUUUCUCAUUAAUGAUAUGUAUUGGAUUUCUCAGUUAUUUGUGUGUGAGCAGGGCUGCAUGUUUUUUCCCCCCUUUGUGUGUGCUUUCUUUUCAGUUCUUUUUUUUAGCGUGAAGAGGAUUGUUGGUGCUCCGAUGCAUCCUGUUCCCAUCAGAAUUGUGCCUACCCCAGGAACACUGAAGUGGAAUUUUGUUGUUUUAUGUUACCCUUUUUUUCCUUUUGUUAAACAUGUGCACAUGAUCCUUUUCUGGAACCUAGAACACAGUUCUAGUGGUGCUCAUGUCACUCAAUGGAACUACAGUGAUGAAAACAUUAGCCUUUAUGCCAAUAUACUCAGCUUCAAAUAUACAAGUUGUUGAUAUCUA